Nanorana parkeri is the source of this 1500-nucleotide messenger RNA. RefSeq names its product cytochrome P450 2J6-like. The coding region runs from base 17 to 1486 and encodes 489 amino acids. NCBI's taxonomy places the organism in Eukaryota, Metazoa, Chordata, Amphibia, Anura, Dicroglossidae. Gene Ontology annotation, molecular function: oxidoreductase activity, acting on paired donors, with incorporation or reduction of molecular oxygen, reduced flavin or flavoprotein as one donor, and incorporation of one atom of oxygen; iron ion binding; heme binding. Gene Ontology annotation, cellular component: cytoplasm; intracellular membrane-bounded organelle. The record is from RefSeq and is a predicted model, not a curated record. Gene Ontology annotation, biological process: xenobiotic metabolic process. The transcript is spliced from 9 exons.
GAGUGAGUUCUCCGUCAUGGAGCUGAGCACUGCACUGUUGCUGGGCCUCGUCCUUUUAGCUUUGUUAUGGAGGAAAUUCUCUCGACCAAAAGGCUUCCCUCCCGGGCCCCUAGCACUGCCUGUACUGGGUAACAUACUGCAAAUGGACUUUGCCAAUCCUUUAAAGGACCUGAGGAAGUUCUCCGAGGUGUACGGCCCAGUGUACAGCAUCUACCUGGGAUUUACCCCGGCUGUGGUCAUCCAAGGGUUGAAAGAGCUCAAAGAGGUUCUGGUGAACAAGGGAGUGGAUUUUGCAGACAGACCUCAUAAUAGAAUAAUAGAAGCCAUCUCUGGUAAUAGAGGUCUGGUGGUUGCACGCUAUGGACGAGCAUGGAAAGAACACAGACGCUUUACCCUGUCCACACUGCGAGACUUUGGUUUGGGCAAAAAGUCCAUGGAGGAGAGAAUUCACGAAGAGUGUGUAUACCUAAUUGAAGAAUUUAGGAAGAAUCAAGAUUCACUGGUUGACCCCCAUUUUGUUGUUGACAAUGCUGUAUCCAAUAUAAUCUGUUCCAUUGUGUUUGGGAGACGUUAUGACUAUGAUGAUGCCACUUUCCGAGAUAUUCUUAAUAUGGUCCAUGAAAACAUGAAGAUGGCCACUGGAUUUUGGGCACAGCUCUACAAUGCAUUUGGAUUUGUCAAACAUCUUCCAUUGCCACAUCAGAAGAUAUUCAAAAAUGUUAAUACGGUCUUUGCAUUCCUUGGAAAGGUUUUAGAGGAACACAGGAAAACCAGAGUACCUGGUGAACCCCGAGAUUACAUAGACUGCUAUCUGGAGGAACUUGAUAUGGUACAAGAAGAUAGUCACAAGUCAACUUUUGAUGCUGAGAACUUAUUCACGUGCGUGGGUGAUCUAUUUAUUGCUGGGACAGAAACUACCUCUGCCAGUCUGGAAUGGAUUCUAAUUUACAUGAUGGCAUAUCCAGAAUUUCAGGAGACGUGUCGGAGAGAAAUAGAUAAAAUUCGAGGAGACAGAGACCGUCUUGACUAUGAGGAUAGAGCAAGGAUGCCGUACACACAGGCUGUUCUACAGGAAGUCCAGCGAUUUGCCUCAGUUGUGGCACUAGGAGUUGCCCACGCACCCAUUAAAGAUGUUCAGCUGAAUGGAUACACUAUACCAAAGGGAACAUUCAUCAUCACAGAUCUGUCCUCACCGCACUACGAUGAGAAAUAUUGGAAGUAUCCAAAAGAAUUUAAUCCAGAGAAUUUCCUGAACAAGGAUGGAGAACUAGUGAAAGUAGAAGCGUUCCUUCCAUUCUCUGCAGGUCCCCGGGGUUGUCUUGGGGAGAAUCUGGCCCGGAUGGAGCUCUUCCUCUAUUUCACUACUAUGAUGACACACUUUGAAUUCCACUGGCCGGACCCCAAAUCUCCUCCAGACCUCACACCAGUUUUUGGUAUCUCACAGAAACCAAAGUGUUUCAAAAUGAGGCUAGCACCACGCAUAUAGAACGGACCAUAUGG